AUGCCGGCUGGAGAGAGAGAGAGAGAGAGAGAGAGCAAGACAGAGAGACAUAGAGGGAGAGGGCGAGAAAGAGAUUCUCACACUGGCUGUGUCCUAAUCCGAGUCCAUCUCCAAGAAGCAGCGGAGCAGAGUGUUGCUGAAGUAAGUCUGAGAGCCAGGGAGAGCUACAUCAGCUAGCUCCACUCACACACACACACUCUCUCUCUCUCUCUCCAUCUCCGUCUCUGCCUCUCUCUCUUUCACACACUCUUUUUUUUUUGCAAACGGGGAGUCCACGCGAUGUGUCCGGCUGCACGGCCACAGCUUUUGUGAAAGUGAGGGGACUGACGCUGCCCCCCAGUCCCGGCCCCCCCACCCCACUCCCCCUGUUUUGGCUCACACACACAGUGUUUGUUUGCUGUGUUUAAGCCCGGGGUGCUGCUGCUGCUGCUGCUGCUGCUGCUGGUGGAGGUGGUGGUGGUGGUGGUGGUGGUGUUGUAUUGGUAUUGGUGGUGGGGAGGGGGCACUGCCAGGGCAGAGCAGGGGCUCCAGAGAAGGAGAAGAAGAAGAAGAGGAAGAGGAGGAGAAGAAGAGGAAGAGGAGGGGGGGAAGAAGAGAGAGACAAAGUGGAUCAGAUCAACAGCAGCAGACUGA
Molecule: messenger RNA, 633 nt
Organism: Xyrichtys novacula (pearly razorfish)
Lineage: Eukaryota; Metazoa; Chordata; Actinopteri; Labriformes; Labridae
Source: the annotation of a GenBank genome assembly